ACCGAGAGGCGACACCUCGCUGCGUCCGCGGCUGCUAUCAGCGCGGAGCAGAUAACACGUCGAACAGCCGAUCGCCUCUCUGAUGCGUUUCUCUUUCUGCUUAAUGACAUUACCGUUCCUCUCACGCGCCCCACAGUCCGACCCCGCGUGUCCUCGCGCUAAUGCAGAUAAAAACGCGAAAACACAAUUUGAGAGGCGCAAUCAAGCUUAAUCAUGCGCCUCAUCAUUGUGCGCCAGCGCAAGAGUUUUUAUAAUCAUCUGCCACACUGAUCACAUUGUGAUAUUGCAAUUUUAAUAGGCUGCAGCGUCACUGAGGCCGCUCCGUGCGCACUGGAAACCCGACGUUCAAUUGGUGGAAGCAGGAGGGGAGCCCCGGCCUUUUCCACUGCAGGAGGAGCACAGUUGAGGAAACCGAGGCAGAGACGGACGCCGCUGCCAAGACGGCAGGAGCAGCCUGCGCAGUUUCGAAAACGGCACAGCCUCCUCUGCUGCACGGCAUGAGGGACUUCAGCCAAACUGCGCACCGACUCUGCAGGAUGCAGCGCUGCAGCCGCGUAGUUUGUUAGACGCAGGCAUACGCAAGCUGGUUCCGGACCUGUGCAGGAAUUUGACAGAAGAAUUAGGCCGAACCGGCCGCUGACAGCGGCUGCGACAUUUGGUUCCCCCCGCUGAGAGUUGAUCAUCCCUCCCCUCCGGAGAGCCCUGCGCUGUGGCCUUGUAGCGGACAUGGGAAAUGUAAACAGUGGUCGGGCUGGAUUUUAAACUACGCACACGUCCCACGUCCUCCUCCCGCCUCCUCCUCCUCCCGGGGCGUCCGAGAUGGAGAUGGAGACGGAGAGGGUCGAGCCGGAGCAGGAGGGAGACGCGGAGCCGCCCAUGCACAGCGUCCACGGAACCAACCGGAUCAGACCGUCCUCCUACCGGGCCCUGCGCAGCGCCGUGUCCAGCCUGGCCCGUCUAGAUGACUUCAGCUGCGAGAAGAUCGGCGCGGGGUUCUUCUCCGAAGUGUUCAAGGUGCAGCACCGUGUGUCAGGUCAGGUAAUGGCUCUGAAGAUGAACAUCCUGGCCAGUAACAGAGCCAACAUGCUCAGGGAGGUCCAGCUCAUGAACCGACUAUCACACCCCAACAUACUCAGGUUUAUAGGAGUGUGUGUCCAUGAGGGGCAGCUCCACGCUCUCACAGAGUACAUCAACGGCGGGAACUUGGAGCAGCUGUUAGGCAGCGACGUGUACCUGUCGUGGAGCGUGCGGCUCAGCCUGGCCCUGGACAUCGCCCGGGGACUGCAGUACCUGCACAGCAAGGGCAUCUUCCACAGGGACCUCACCUCCAAGAACUGCCUGGUGCGCUGGGAGGGCUGCGUGUGCUCGGCCGUGGUGGGAGACUUUGGCCUGGCGGAGAAAAUCCCAGAUUACAGUGAGGAAGAAGACCAGGAACCUCUGGCUGUGGUUGGCUCCCCCUACUGGAUGGCCCCGGAGGUGCUCAGAGGAGAGGUGUAUAAUGAGAAGGUGGACGUGUUUGCAUAUGGGAUCAUCCUGUGUGAGGUUAUUGCGAGGAUACAGGCCGACCCCGACAUCCUGCCACGCACUGAGGACUUUGGGCUGGAUGUGGAGGCCUUUCAGCAGAUGGUGGGAGAUUGUCCUCCUGACUUCCUGGAAUUGGCCAUCGCCUGCUGCAAUAUGAAAGCAAAGGUCCGUCCAUCCUUCUCCCAAAUCGUAGUGGAGCUGGAGAGGAGACAAGCUGAGAGGAAACAGAGGGAUGAACCAACAGUCAAAGCUGUUAGUCCAGCGAUUGGCUCUCUCCGAAGGCGAUCCCUCUGCCUCCCUUCAGAUCCUCGCCUCUCCCGGAGCAAAUCCGACGUGCUCCACCCCCAAGACAUGCCCCCUUCUGUUACAUUGGCAACGCCUGCCAGGGUCAACCCCUUCUCUCGCAGGGAGGACCUCAAGGGUGGCAAGAUCAAGCUGUUCGACACUCCCAGCAAGUCUGUCAUCUCCCUCACCUUCACCCUGCCCCCACCACCAGACUGCGACAGCCCCUCAGCGUCCGAGACGGACAGCGGUGAACAACCCAGGAGGCACAGGCGCUGCCACUCACUGCCGUGCACGCCUCCUCCGCACCUCACAUCAGCGCCGAACACUGUCCUCACCGAGGAGGAGUCCCCAUCUGAGGUAGACACUGUAAACGGUGAAGUAAGUGGAACGGGUGAGGAAGAGAAACUGUUAGGAGUUGAGAAGAUCAGGAAGGAGAGUGAUUCAGGUCUUCCUCUGUCCCUUGAACCCCUGUCGCUGGACCUGCUGGACCAAGAGAAGGAGGAUGAGGAUGAAGAGGACGAGGAGAGAGAGGGGGAGGAGGAGCCCAUGGACUGCACCAGCUCCCCAGACACUCAAGACAGCUCUCCUUACUCCAAACUCUCCCCGCCUCCGUCCCACUCCUCAACUCCCCUGCAACCCUCCACCCCACCCUUCUCAAACGGCUGGGGUUCGGCCAUCUCCAACGGGCCCCCAUGCCUGCCUCCCCUUUCUAGUCUGGACAACAACAAUGUGGUCGUGAGUCGACCCUUAGGGUGGCACGCCACCACCACCACUGCUCCCACCACAACCAACAACAAUGGCUACCACUCCCCUCCCAGCGACCCUGCUGGUUCGUCCCCAUUCGGCUCUGGCAGUGGACACUCUAUGGACCAGGAGGAGGUGAUCUCCUGUCCUGGAUGCUGCCUUGCCGGCCUUCGCUUCCCCUCAAUGUGUCUCAGAGCUCCACCCCGCAGAAACCCCUACAAGAACUUGAACGGGGACCAUGCAGCCUCACGUGGGCUGCUUUGUCCAGGACCCAAGGGCCUGCCGCCCUCGCCUACCCCCACAACCAACACCACCAGCCUCGAGCCGGGACUCUCCUUGCCAGGGGCACAGACAUAAACUCCAUCUUCUAAACACCAAAUACACACAGAAAAGAUGUGUGGAAACUCUGCACCAAAAGCUCUUCACUGGAAAUUAAGCGGGUCUUCUUAGAAUUUGCACAGAUUUUAAUUCAGCAAUACCCUGCUUAUUUUCCAGACACACUUUUUGGUGCAGAUCAGGCUCUUGAGUGUCCAGAUUGGUUUACUAGAACACACUCCAGGCUGACUUUCUUCAUGCAAACUGUGGGGCAAGAAACUCGUGUCUUUGCUGGCAACUUGUUGCAUGUCACCCUCUGCUGGGCUGAGGGUGGCACAACUUAAAAUGUCGGCAGUGCCUGCGUAUAUGUGACUGAUGAUCAGCAGCUUUCAGAACUGUUCAGCAUGUAAACACUCCUGUUUGGGACCCAGUUGGUUAGAUCCUGUAUAUUCGCAGAUGUAAAGAUUCUUAUGAUUGAUGAUAUUGAUGAUGCUGAAAUGAGGAAUGAUAAGCUUAGUAUUACUGCUGCGAUGAUUUUUGAUGUUUGGUGCUGUUUUCAAAUGAACAGGCAGUUUUGCUUUAAUGUCUUUAAUUAUCAAAAGGUGUAUGGUUCACUGCAGGGCUGAGUGUGUUUGUGUGUAGCAUGGAUUUCAGUGUGAGAGGCUGAGGUGUGUGUGUGUGUGUCUGAGAGAGAGAGAGAGGAAGGGUAAGAGAGUGUGGGCUGUACACCAUUCUUUUGUUGCUGUAUGAUCUCUGUUGGCCCUUCUGGUUGCCUGGUUUAAGCACUUCAUCUGUAUUACUGUUAAUAAGGAAACUAUGAUGUCAUUAUUACUUUUGGGAAUGAAUGGUCAAAGACCUGCUUAAGAGAUGUACAGAUUCGUAUUAUUUAAAGAUGGCAUUGAAUAAAAAGAGAAAAUGUGAUGAUGUUCUCCUGA
This is a messenger RNA of Chelmon rostratus (copperband butterflyfish), 3803 nucleotides long. It is a transcript of the gene tesk1b, whose product is annotated as testis associated actin remodelling kinase 1b. Lineage: Eukaryota; Metazoa; Chordata; Actinopteri; Chaetodontiformes; Chaetodontidae. The record is from RefSeq and is a predicted model, not a curated record. Bases 820 to 2910 code for a protein of 696 amino acids. The transcript has 11 exons. Gene Ontology annotation, biological process: protein phosphorylation; actin cytoskeleton organization; positive regulation of stress fiber assembly. Gene Ontology annotation, cellular component: cytoplasm; nucleus. Gene Ontology annotation, molecular function: ATP binding; protein serine/threonine kinase activity.